AUGAAGGUUCUUCGUGACAAAGAUAUCAAAAGCUACUUGGACUCGGCCCUUUCGCAAGAGUCAAUUCUCACCCAGUUCCAGCCUGCCCUCAUCAAGGGCUUGCAAGCAUGUCUGGUAGACCCAGACAAGAUCAUCCCACCCCGGAUCGUGCAACCUUCCAACAAGCCAGGAGUGGACACCACCCACUUGUUCAUGCCAUGUAUAUCUCCCGAUGAGGUCGGAAUCAAGAUGAUCAGUGGUGGUCCCUCCAACAAUGCCCAAGGAUUGGGGUUCCAGGGAACCGUUCUUCUUCUCGAUGAAAACACAGGGGCCACCAAGGCCAUUCUCAACGCGGCAACCUUGACAGCGUUCAGGACUGCUUUGGCCAGUACAGCAGGUCUUACUAAGGUUAUCCCUGUGGAUUCCACCAUUCUUCCUGAGCUCACGGUAUAUGGAGUGGGUGCCCAAGCCUACUGGCACGUCAAGUUGGCGUUGAACCUCUACGGAUCCAAGAUUUCCACCGUGAACAUUGUGAACAGAACCUUGGCGAAUGCCGAAAAGUUGGCUCUGACUAUGGGAGCCGAGUUUCCUUCGGUGAACUUCAAUACGUUUCUGUAUCAGGACCAGGACCUGGGCAUGGUGCAACACGUCCAGAACAGUUCCAUCCUUUUCGGAUGUCUUCCAACCACCCUGGCCAACAUCAAGGGCGAGCACAUCAAUUCCGAUCCCCAGUACCCCAAGUUUGUGUCGUUGAUCGGCUCUUACAAACCGGAAAUGGUGGAGUUGGAGGUGGAGUACCUCAAGGCCGAGUUCAAGGGCAAAGUCCAGGUGGUGGUGNAUUCCAAGGAACACACCCUUCAUGAGGCUGGCGAGUUGAUCCAGUCAGGGAUUGGGCAGGACGGGCUUGUUGACUUGGCGGAAUUGUACGCUCACGACAUCAGCCGUGCUAGCUACACCACCAAGACCGGAGUGACAGUCCAGAAAUUGGUGGGGUUGGCCAUCAUGGAUAUUGCCAUCGGGACAUUUGUGUGCGACCAUAUUGAGGGAGGAAUCGACGUGGACGAAUUCUAG
This is a messenger RNA of Suhomyces tanzawaensis NRRL Y-17324, 1050 nucleotides long. RefSeq lists its product as uncharacterized. The coding region runs from base 1 to 1050 and encodes 349 amino acids. Lineage: Eukaryota; Fungi; Ascomycota; Pichiomycetes; Serinales; Debaryomycetaceae. Gene Ontology annotation, cellular component: cytoplasm. The transcript has a single exon. The record is from RefSeq and is a predicted model, not a curated record.